This is a messenger RNA of Lachancea lanzarotensis, 1104 nucleotides long. RefSeq names its product LALA0S11e00452g1_1 (gene CAB1). NCBI's taxonomy places the organism in Eukaryota, Fungi, Ascomycota, Saccharomycetes, Saccharomycetales, Saccharomycetaceae. The coding region runs from base 1 to 1104 and encodes 367 amino acids. The transcript has a single exon. Gene Ontology annotation, biological process: coenzyme A biosynthetic process. Gene Ontology annotation, cellular component: cytosol; nucleus. The record is from RefSeq and is a predicted model, not a curated record. Gene Ontology annotation, molecular function: pantothenate kinase activity; ATP binding.
AUGAGUCAAGACGUAGUAUGGAGUCCACGACGCAGCACCAUAGCCCGAGAUACUGCUGAAUUAGAGUCCAUCAUAGCAGUCGAUAUCGGAGGAUCGCUAGCCAAGCUCGUUUUCUUCGCAAUGGACUCGAAAAAACUGGUUUUUGAGACUGUAGAAACUGAGAAAAUAGCACUUUUUAUGCGAAUGAUUCAUGACAUCAUCGAUAACCAUUACCAGGGAAGUCAGAGUAACGUGAGAAUAGUGGCUACCGGCGGUGGAGCAUACAAAUUCCACGAUCUACUGUGCCAAGAGUUUCCAGACGUUAUCGAAAUAGCUCGGUUGGACGAGAUGGAGUGUUUGAUAAAGGGACUAGACUACUUUAUCCACGAAGUGCCUGAGGAAGUAUUUACGUACAACGAUCUUGAAGGCGAGCAUAAAGUGGUUCCAGAACACGCUAAGGUUUAUCCAUAUAUGCUAGUAAACAUCGGCUCAGGUGUUUCCAUCCUCAAAGUUGAUUCUCCUGCAAAGUUCACUCGUGUUGGGGGUUCGUCUCUUGGUGGUGGCACGUUGUGGGGACUACUUUCGCUCAUCACAGGAGCCAAGACCUACGACGAAAUGCUGAGUUGGGCUCACGGGGGCGACAAUACCCAUGUCGAUAUGCUUGUGGGCGACAUAUAUGGCUCCAAUUAUGGCAAGAUCGGUCUAAAGUCGACGCAUAUCGCAAGCUCAUUUGGAAAAGUCUUCCAACGGACAGCGCCAACUCAGAAAGAUUUGGCGACGCAUUCUCACACCAUUGCCAAUGGCACAGAUGACAUACAAUUGCGCAACCGUAAAUUCAACAACUCGGACAUCUCCAAGAGCUUGCUGUACGCAAUCUCCAACAACAUAGGUCAAAUCGCAUACCUUCAAGCCAAAAUCCAUAAUAUACCCAAUAUCUACUUUGGCGGAUCGUACAUUAGAGGGCAUCUGAUGACGAUGAAUACACUCAGUUAUGCCAUCAACUUCUGGUCGAACGGUGAGAAGCAGGCGUUUUUCCUUAAGCAUGAAGGGUAUCUGGGCGCCAUGGGUGCCUUUUUAACUUUCCAAAACAAAAAUGAUGAUCUCGGUGACGAAAGACGAAGUUAA